Molecule: messenger RNA, 570 nt
Organism: Ilyonectria robusta
Lineage: Eukaryota; Fungi; Ascomycota; Sordariomycetes; Hypocreales; Nectriaceae
Exons: 3
Coding region: 1-570 (189 amino acids)
Source: RefSeq, a predicted model, not a curated record
AUGCCGCUCUAUCUACUGGAGUUAUCACGGUUGUCGCCAGGGGUGUUGAAGCAACAGAUGUUGCCCGAUUACGAUAUGAAGAUGAAAUCUAAGACCUUAUUUGAGACCUUCAGAGGAAGUGCGCGCGCAUCUAUCUUGAGUAAGGAAUACAUGGGGAUUGCAUCAACUGCUAGUGUGAUAUUAUCGAUGAUGCCCACUUAUUUAUUCUCCUCCUUUGUUGCCUUGUCCGGCGCUGGCGUUAUAGGCGUGAAACGAGACGGCAAUGGCUGGCAUUUGUUCUCAAACCGACGUGGGAUGCCCUCCCCGAUGAAAUGCAAAGCCCUGGAACCAGUGGAUGAUUCGCGACACGACACAGUGGUAGUCGGAAGAGGGUGGCGAGAAUUUGAAGAUAUAAGACGGGGAAGCGAGGUGUAUAUGGCUCUUAAAGGUAAAGAAAAUGUCGCGCUAUUGAGGGCAAAACGCAAUGUCCGCAUCCAGAGGAGGGAUCUUUGCCAUCGUUGGGGAACGGAGCGGCCAAGAUAUCUAGGUGGGUGGCUCCAGCCCAAACUUCUGUCAAUUGCUGAAGAGUGA